Molecule: messenger RNA, 1984 nt
Organism: Drosophila bipectinata
Lineage: Eukaryota; Metazoa; Arthropoda; Insecta; Diptera; Drosophilidae
Product: glyceraldehyde-3-phosphate dehydrogenase 2
Biological process (GO): glucose metabolic process; glycolytic process
Cellular component (GO): cytosol
Molecular function (GO): glyceraldehyde-3-phosphate dehydrogenase (NAD+) (phosphorylating) activity; NADP binding; NAD binding
Source: RefSeq, a predicted model, not a curated record
CUAACAUUAAAUAUUUUUUGGUUUCCAUAUUAGUCGGUUUCAUGCCUUGAGUAGUUUUAAAAAUUUUAAAAUAAACAUUUAUUUGAUAGGUUCAUUUUCUUGUGGAUAGUCGUUUAAAAUUUGACAAAAUUUAAUGUAAAAUACAAGCUUUUGGUUAACCAAUAUGUCCGCGAUAGGAAUCAACGGUUUCGGCCGCAUCGGGAGGAUAUUUGCUCGCCUGGCGCUGGUGCGGCCCGAUGUUCAUAUACUGGCAAUCAACGAUCCGUCCCUCGAUCCAGACUACUUGGCGUACAUGCUCCGCUAUGAUUCCACGCACGGCAUAUUCAGACAGGAGAUCUCGGUGGACGGGGACAAGUUGUGUGUUGCCGGCAAGACAGUCAAGCUGCUGAAGGAGCCCGAUAUCAAAAAGGUUAAAUGGUGUUCCUAUGGCGUCAAAACUGUGGUGGAGUGCUCCGGACGGUUUACCACCAUAAAGCUAUGCCAGCCUCAUUUGGAUAACGGUGCCGAGAAGGUGGUGAUAUCGGCACCCUCCUCCGAUGCUCCGAUGUUUGUGUGUGGAGUGAAUCUGGACAGUUAUAAGCCCGGAACUAAGGUCAUUUCCAAUGCCUCGUGCACCACCAAUUGUCUGGCGCCCAUUGCUAAGGUGGUGAACGACACUUUCGGGAUCGUUGAGGGACUAAUGACCACCGUGCAUGCGGCCACCGCCACUCAAAAGAUAAUCGACGGACCCAGCGGGAAGCUGUGGCGGGAUGGUCGCAGCGGAAUGAUGAACAUCAUCCCGGCCGCAACCGGGGCGGCCAAGGCUGUGGGUAAAGUAAUUCCCGAUCUGAACGGAAAACUUACGGGCAUGGCGUUUCGUGUUCCAACACCAAAUGUUUCCGUUGUGGAUCUGACCUGUCGUCUCAAGAAACCGGGCAAGAUGGAAGACAUCCAAAAAGCCAUGAUUAAAGCUACCAAGGGCGACUUGAAGGGUGUGUUGGCCUACAUAGACGAGGAAAUGGUCUCCACCGAUUUCAUUGGCUCCAAGUACACGUCUUUGUUUGAUUCGAAAGCCUGUAUAUCCUUGAACGAUAAGUUCGUCAAAUUGAUCAGUUGGUAUGACAACGAGAUGGGAUACUCUGCCAAGCUUCUGGACCUGGUUCUCUUUAGUCAGUUAGCCGAUCACUGUGCCAAGGAUUCGGCGAAGAAGAAGGGAAAAAAGAAGGACCCUUGUGCCAAGAAGAAAAAAGAUCCUUGCGGCAAAAAGAAAAAGGAUCCUUGCGCUAAAAGCAAAAAAGAUCCUUGCGCCAAAAUGACAAAAAAGAAAAAUUGCGCCAAAAAGAAAAAGAAUCCGUGUGCCAAGGAUAAGAAGAAAGAUCCCUGCGCAAAGGAUAAGAAGAAAGACCCUUGCGCGAAGGAUAAGAAGAAAAACCCUUGCGCGAAGGAUAAGAAGAAAGACCCCUGCGCAAAGGAUAAGAAGAAAGACCCCUGCGCAAGCUUUAAGAAAAAGAAAUCCUCUUGCGCGAAGGACAAGAAGAAAGACCCUUGUGCCAAGGAUAAGAAGAAAGACCCAUGCGCGAAGGAUAAGAAGAAAGACCCCUGCGCAAGCUUUAAGAAAAAGAAAGACUCUUGCGCAAAGAAUAAGAAGAAAAACCCUUGUGCCAAGAAUAAGAAGAAAGAUCCUUGCGCCAAAAAGAAGAAGAACACAUGCGGUAAAAACAAAAAGAAGGGCAGGUGCGGUAAAAAUAAGAAAAAUAAUCCUUGCGGCAAGAGGAAAGACGAUUUUCAAAAAAAGAAAGGUGAUCACUGCAAGAAGAAGUAACUGAACUCGGCUAAGUGGGAACCAAAAGAAGUCAGUAAAAAAAGACGCCAGUAUAUCUAGUCCGUCUCCAAAUUUAACGUCUCUGCUUAUUUCGUAUUUUCAUCUCAAAACAUGAAACAGCUAGAAAACAUCAAUUUUAAACAAAAUUUUAGUUAACCAUGAAUAAAUUUGUAAGGAAAACAA